Molecule: messenger RNA, 5598 nt
Organism: Homo sapiens (human)
Lineage: Eukaryota; Metazoa; Chordata; Mammalia; Primates; Hominidae
Gene: BRINP2
Product: BMP/retinoic acid inducible neural specific 2
Exons: 9
Coding region: 2353-4704 (783 amino acids)
Biological process (GO): nervous system development; negative regulation of mitotic cell cycle; negative regulation of cell cycle
Cellular component (GO): extracellular region; neuronal cell body; dendrite
Source: RefSeq, a predicted model, not a curated record
GCAGAACUCUGAUGUUUUAUAGCUAAAUCUUACGUGUAUUAUUUUAGAUAUCACAGCAUUGGCCUUAAAGCACGUGGUCAUGUCACCACUACUCUUGCCCCACUCACACACAUGCCUGAAGAACUGUGUGGAGACAGUGGGACAAGAAGAGGGAUAAGGACAGCCAGUGAUAGGAGUCCCCAGAUGUUAGUAGGAAGCAUGAAAGGCACUAGGACAUGUGCUGACUUAUGGAUACUCAACGUGGCUACGUUGGCAAAUGAGGCUUCAGAGAGUGACAGAAGUAUUUUGUGGGUGAGAUGGAAACACACUGAUAGAUGGAAAGUUAGUCCAUCUAUCUAAGACAUCCACAUCUAAGACAUAUGUGGAUAGAAGAGAUUAGGGGCAAGAGUGAAAGAAACAUACAGCCCCAGAGCAAUAGAUAAUACAUAUGGUGUUAGAGUUAGAGGAAAACAUAACAACCACAGGAGAGGGAGAUUUCAGCUAAUGAUUCCACACAUAGCAAGCUGCUUCUGUUUAUGGGCAGGAAGCUAUAAAGCUGCAACACUAGCACAUCAGGCCUUUCAAAGGCCUAUUUUUAGAAUGCUCCUGAUAAUGCCUCAGGAGUUGCUAGAUCUGAAUUAAAAACUCCAGGUCUCUACCUCCCCUCCUUUUCUAAGUAAAGGGUUAUUGAUUUACUAAUGGCCUUUGUAUCCUGCUGCAAAUAAAUCCUAUAGAAGAAGAAAGAUGUUACCUAGAGCCUGAGUGGCUAACAGCUUGGAAAAACCAAGCUCACAGGUAGACAGAUAGAAGGCAAACUUUGAGAAAACUUUGAACCUGAGGCAAAGGGAGGAAUCAUGCAGGGUGGGAAGGAGGCAUUUAAGGGGGAAGAGUAGGGUUGCUGAAAACAAGUGUUGUCAUAGGAUGCAGCCAUGUAAGGGCGGGCAUGUGGAAGUCCUGUGUGGAUAACAGAGUCCUGCAGGCAUUUGUUGGAACCAGAGAUUUGUCAGAGGAGUGGGGUGCAACCAAGGGUCUCUGGGCUGAGUGGCAAAUACAUGCCUCGAAUCUGGUCCCAGCUGUACCAUUAGUCGCAUAUGUAAGUCUAAACCUCAGAAUCUGGAUUCUGCAUCUUUCUCUAUGAAACAAAGGGCCUUUGUGAUGAGUCUAGAAUUCCAGAUGUCAGUUGCCGACAUGGUGGCCGUUUUCCUGGAAUAUUUCUCUGGCUACAUUGGUUACAGUUUCUCUCUGGUUGCUUCCCUUUCCCUGCUCCCUCAAAAAAGGCUGGUUCCUGGGGCUGAGAGUUAGAAUAGGCCCUGGAGGUGGAAGGAGGUGAAGUGAGGAAAGUGAACCAAGAAGCUAAAUCUAGACAGGAGGCAGGAAAAGCAAAAUAAAGACAGAAAGACAGAAACCAGGAAAGAGAAAAGUCAGGCCAGAGUGGCCAGCAGUGCCAAACGCCGCAGACAAGUUAGGGUAAUGGGGGAGAAGUGGAUUGAGGGGUGUAGAACCUGGUGGUUACAACCUGCACUCUGGACCCAGACAACCCACUCUGGCCAUGAAAUGCUGCUUUAGAAAUUAAUCUCUUUAGCUCCUAAUUUCCUCAUCCAUAAAAAGAAUCUAACAGUAGAACACAAAGCUUUUUAUUGUCCUGUGGAUCAAAUGAGACAAUGUAUGAAAAGCAGUAAGAGCAAUGUCUGACACCCAGUCAUCGCUCAGUAAGUACUAGCCACAGGUACUAAGAUGCCUCCCAGGCUUGGAGACUGGAAAGUUGCCGCAGGUUUUGCAGAAGUCAAGCUUAAAGAUGUUUGUGGAAAGACAGGCAGGCACUGUAUGUAAGUAGGUUAAAGAACAGUGUUGAGAGGCAAAUUUGGGAAGGAUAGUUUUGUGUUUGAAACAAAUAUCCAACAAAUGAGAAUAAGUAGAUAAGUACUGUCUUUUAAAAAAGUGUACUUAACCAUUUCCCCACUCUCCUUAUCCCCUGGUGUGGUGACGGCUGUAACCCACUAACUGCUGGUAACUGCCCUUCAGAGAAAUGCAUCCCAGGUGCUGAAUCUGUAGAGAGUGUGCAUUAUUCUCUGGCCCCUUCUCCACUACAUUCUACAUUUGCAUCAUAGCCACAGAUUUUUUUUUUCUUCAUCUUCUUCUUUUUUCAGCUGUUGUCCUUUAACUGUUAUUUCCUUAAUGAACAGACUAAACCCCAGCUCCGCCUCACGCAAGUGGAGCAACCAAGUGUGAGACACUGAGAUCCUGGAAAUGAAAGGAUUGUCUGACCAGCUGUUCAAAUUGGUGGCUGAAGCUCUCCGCUCCGAGCCCUGGAGGAGCAGCACGGAGCGGGAGAGCGUGGCGAGAGAAUGAAGAAACCAAUCGCCCGGGAGAAGCAUGAGGUGGCAGUGUGGCACUCGGUUUAGAGGGCUUCGGCCGGCGGUGGCCCCAUGGACAGCCCUGCUGGCACUGGGCCUGCCUGGCUGGGUGUUGGCUGUCUCAGCCACGGCGGCUGCUGUGGUCCCCGAGCAGCAUGCCUCCGUAGCUGGCCAGCAUCCCCUGGACUGGCUGCUCACAGACCGGGGCCCCUUCCACCGCGCUCAGGAGUAUGCUGACUUCAUGGAGCGGUACCGCCAGGGUUUCACCACCAGGUACAGGAUUUAUAGGGAGUUUGCCCGUUGGAAGGUGAACAACUUGGCUCUGGAAAGGAAGGACUUCUUCAGUUUGCCAUUGCCUCUUGCCCCAGAGUUUAUCCGGAACAUUCGCCUCCUUGGAAGGAGACCCAAUCUGCAACAGGUUACAGAAAAUCUGAUUAAAAAGUACGGCACUCAUUUCUUACUUUCUGCCACCCUUGGAGGAGAAGAGUCCCUGACCAUUUUUGUGGACAAGCAGAAACUGGGAAGAAAGACAGAGACAACAGGAGGUGCCUCUAUAAUCGGGGGCAGUGGGAACAGCACAGCUGUGUCCCUGGAGACCCUGCACCAGCUGGCCGCCUCCUACUUCAUCGACAGAGAGAGCACGCUGCGACGGCUGCACCAUAUCCAGAUAGCCACGGGGGCCAUCAAGGUCACCGAGACCAGGACCGGUCCUCUGGGCUGCAGCAACUAUGACAAUCUGGACUCAGUCAGUUCUGUCUUGGUACAGAGUCCAGAGAACAAAGUACAGUUACUUGGCCUUCAGGUGCUGCUGCCUGAGUAUCUGCGUGAGCGCUUUGUAGCUGCAGCACUCAGCUACAUCACAUGCAGCUCUGAGGGUGAGCUCGUCUGCAAGGAGAAUGACUGCUGGUGCAAGUGCAGCCCCACCUUCCCUGAAUGCAACUGCCCUGAUGCUGACAUCCAGGCCAUGGAGGACAGCCUGCUGCAGAUCCAGGACUCCUGGGCCACUCACAACCGGCAGUUUGAAGAGUCAGAAGAGUUCCAGGCCCUGCUGAAAAGGCUGCCCGAUGACCGGUUCCUGAACUCCACAGCUAUCUCCCAGUUCUGGGCCAUGGACACCAGCCUUCAGCACCGCUACCAGCAGCUGGGAGCUGGCUUGAAAGUGCUGUUCAAAAAGACCCAUCGGAUCCUACGCCGGCUCUUCAACCUCUGCAAGCGCUGCCAUCGCCAGCCUCGCUUCCGCCUGCCCAAGGAGAGGUCCUUGUCCUACUGGUGGAACCGAAUCCAGUCCCUCCUCUACUGUGGGGAAAGCACCUUUCCUGGCACUUUCCUGGAACAGAGCCACAGCUGCACCUGCCCCUAUGACCAAUCUUCCUGCCAGGGCCCCAUCCCAUGUGCCUUGGGCGAAGGGCCCGCGUGUGCCCACUGUGCUCCAGACAAUAGCACACGCUGUGGGAGCUGCAACCCGGGCUAUGUGCUGGCCCAGGGGCUGUGCCGGCCAGAGGUGGCCGAGUCCCUGGAAAACUUUCUUGGGCUGGAGACAGACUUGCAGGACCUGGAGCUAAAGUACCUGCUGCAGAAGCAGGAUAGCCGCAUUGAGGUACACUCCAUCUUCAUCAGCAAUGACAUGCGGCUGGGCAGCUGGUUUGACCCUUCCUGGAGGAAGCGCAUGCUGCUCACCCUGAAGAGCAACAAGUACAAGCCUGGGCUGGUGCACGUGAUGUUGGCCUUGUCCUUGCAGAUCUGUCUCACCAAGAACAGCACCCUGGAGCCUGUCAUGGCCAUCUACGUCAACCCCUUUGGGGGCAGCCACUCUGAGAGCUGGUUCAUGCCUGUGAAUGAGGGCAGCUUUCCUGACUGGGAAAGGACUAACGUGGAUGCAGCUGCCCAGUGCCAAAACUGGACUAUCACCUUGGGGAAUAGGUGGAAGACUUUCUUUGAGACAGUUCAUGUUUACCUACGGAGCCGAAUCAAGUCCCUGGAUGACAGCUCCAAUGAGACAAUCUACUAUGAGCCCCUGGAGAUGACUGAUCCCUCUAAGAAUUUGGGUUACAUGAAAAUUAACACCUUGCAGGUCUUUGGCUACAGCCUGCCCUUUGACCCAGAUGCUAUCCGGGACUUAAUUCUCCAGUUGGACUACCCAUAUACUCAAGGUUCCCAGGACUCUGCACUCUUGCAGCUCAUUGAGCUCAGGGACCGGGUGAACCAGCUUUCUCCACCUGGCAAAGUCCGACUUGACCUUUUCUCCUGCUUGCUCCGGCAUCGGCUUAAGCUGGCCAACAAUGAGGUGGGCAGGAUCCAGUCCUCCCUGAGGGCUUUCAAUUCUAAGCUGCCAAACCCUGUGGAAUAUGAGACCGGCAAACUCUGUAGCUAAUGGGCGGCCCACUUCAGCACUGGGCAAGGAGGGGAUCCAUGAAUCUGGGGUACAAAGAUAAUCUAAGCCCUCACCUUAGUGCCAACAGGGUGUGCUCCCACGAGACUUUCAGCAUCCAGUAGAUGGGACCUCGAGGCUCGAGCUGAAGCAGGCGAGAGAGAAACAGCUACUGCGUGCGUGCGCGCACGCAUACACACACACACACACACACUGGCACAGGGAGGCUACAACUAAGCAGCCUCAGAUCUGUAAAGUUGAUUGGUGCUUUCUAAAAUGAAUGCAAUUGAAAGAAAGGAGCCAAGGAAGAGAUUAAGAAAAAGAACCAGCUGAACCAUGAAACAAACAAAAAUCCUAAAAGUGAUUCUUGUCAUUCAAGAAAGCAAGAGGGGACAACAAUGGGAGGGGUCGGAGCUCUUCCUUCCCCUCUGUGGAGUCACUUUUGUAUUCUUUUUAACCAGAUUUCUUAAAAUGUUGUUGUUUUGUGAAUCCUGACAUUGGUUCUUACUUUUGUAUGCUGCCUCCUCUGUGCCCUCCCAGACGCUGACUGGGAAACACAAGAAGUACAACCAACAGGAACCAGCGCCAAGGGCAGGCAGCGGCCUCCUUGCUCCCCUCCCUUACUCCUCCCUCUGCUGCCUCCUCCCCCCACCAAGUUUCAGGGCCCUGGAUUGUUCCCAGUUCCCAUUGUGGUCCCUUCAGAGCUCCUUUCCAACAGCAUCUCUCUGUCGAAGAAAGAAGCUCUGUCAAGUUAGAGAGAGACAAUGUGUAGGAAAUGUUCUUUUUUAAAAAAAAAUAACAAAAACAAAACAAAACUAUUUAUUUUGUGAUUGUUUUCCUUGUUAAUCUGCUCCAACCACCUGAACAUCUAAGUAAACAUUUAUCUGGUUUAAUAUA